UGAGGAGUAAAUCACUUAGAAGGUUGGCAGUUUUUACAUUCAGGAAAUCAGUACUUAUUAUGGAUUUGAAAAAGCCAACAAAACAAAUGUUACAGUUGGGAUUGGAAUUAGUCAAAUUUCAUUGGUGGAUGCGUUGACCAAUCGUAGCUGAGAAACAUGGACAUCAUAAAUGAAUAUAAAGUACACCGAAUCUGUCUGUAUAACCAUUUACCUUUAUUUGUAGUGUUGCUCUCAUAGUGGAAGUUGUUUUAGUCAAUUUGAUUUGCUUUUUCUACAACAUGACUACUGAAUAUUCUCGACGAGUCCUACUACCAAUUGAUGGUAGUGAACACAGUAAACGUGCAGUAAAUUGGUACUUAAAAGAAUUUAGUCGUCCGGAUGAUUUGGCCUAUUUCUUUCAUGCAGUUGAACCACACUACUCCAAGUCUAUUUUAUCUGAUGUACACGAGACUCAUCAUGAGUUUACAACUAAUUUGGAUAGAAAUAUUAAAAAUUAUGCAGAACUGGGUAAAAUACUUGGUGAACAUUUGUAUAAAGAUUUACAGAAUAGUAAUAUUAAAUUGGAGUAUAUCAUGCAGAUUGGAACGAAACCUGGUGAAUUGAUAGUCAGUGCAGCUAAAGAACGAUCUGUUGAUGUUAUACUGAUUGGUAAUCGUGGUCUUGGAGCAUUACGACGGACAUUUCUGGGUUCUGUCAGUGAGUAUGUCUUACAUCAUUGUAAUAUACCGUUUAUUAUCGUUCCCCUGCUGCGAGUUAAUCAUAUUCUAAGAGUUGAUGAGGUUUCGUACAUUUUAUCGUUUUAUCUCUCUCUCUCUCUUUCUGAAUACUGAUCAAAUUUAUUAUUGUAUGUCUUUGUGUCUUAGUAUCCUAAAGAAAAACACAUCCAAAUUUGUCAAUUGAAUACCUUCUAAAAAUUCAGUUCAUUUAAAAUGAAAAAUUAUUAUUUUAUUUGAAAAAAAAUAUUGAUGUAGACUUGGUUAUGUAACUGGUAAUUCAGUUGAUAAGUGAAUUUUCUUUUGGUUAAUUAUCUGUAUAAAUUGAUGGGUUUCAGUUAUUCAUUCUUAUAUUUCUAUUCAUUAUUAUUACAAUAAAUUAUUUCACGGAAAA
Messenger RNA from Heterobilharzia americana, 1107 nucleotides. NCBI's taxonomy places the organism in Eukaryota, Metazoa, Platyhelminthes, Trematoda, Strigeidida, Schistosomatidae. The record is from the annotation of a GenBank genome assembly.